Messenger RNA from Aegilops tauschii subsp. strangulata, 480 nucleotides. RefSeq names its product secreted RxLR effector protein 161-like. Lineage: Eukaryota; Viridiplantae; Streptophyta; Magnoliopsida; Poales; Poaceae. The record is from RefSeq and is a predicted model, not a curated record.
AUGGUCGGAAGAUCUUUACAGCCAUACAAGGACCCGUUCAGGCCAAAGGAAGAGGGGGAGGAAACUCUGGGACCAGAGGUUCCUUACCUGAGUGCAGUUGGAGCACUCAUGUACCUCGCAAAUUGUACACGGCCAGACAUUGCGUUCGCCGUCAGUUUGCUUACUCGGUACAGUUCUGAACCUACCAAAAGACAUUGGAAAGGUGUCAAGGACGUCUUCCGUUACCUGCAAGGGACCAAAGAUCUUGGUCUAUUUUAUAAGAGGAAUCAAGGCCUAUCUAUUAUAGGCUAUGCCGAUGCUGGGUACCUGUCGGACCCGCAUGAUUGCAAAUCGCAGACUGGAUAUGUUUUCCUUUGUGGUGGAACUGCGUUUUCCUGGAAAUCGUCCAAGCGAACACUUGUGUCGACUUCCACGAACCACUCGGAAAUCAUGGCACUAUUCGAAGCGUCAAAAGAGAGUGUGUAUCGCUUCGGCGGAUGA